CUCCACCAUUGACAAUAGUGCAGUGUUGAGGUAUCAUCGUCACAGUGUUUCUGUGCCACCUCAGCUUGAAUAAAACUACGCCUAACAUCAUGUCCUCGUCUUGGAGUCCUGCAUUUGGGUCCAGCCCCGCAUCGGAGGCUGUGGGGGGAGAUGAGGAGGCCGAUAUGGACGUGAGACUGACAUCUCUUAUCAAAUUGCUGCUGUUUGCUUCAAAAAAAAAAGAAAAGAAAAGAUGAACAUAUCAUCCUCAUCAUCCUCUUCGGGGUGCUGGUCCAGUACGACGACGAGGUGGACGCCAGGAAAUGGCACAUGGGCAACCACUCGGACUACAAUAACGACUUCUACUACCGCUACCCCAGCUUCCAGGACGUCCACGUGAUGAUCUUCAUCGGCUUCGGCUUCCUGAUGACCUUCCUGCAGCGCUACGGCUUCAGCAGCGUGGGCUUCAACUUCCUGAUAGCCGCUUUCUCCUUGCAGUGGGCCACGCUCAUGCAGGGAUUCUUCCACGGCAUGCACGCCGGAAAAAUACACAUCGGAGUUGAGAGCAUGAUCAAUGCCGACUUCUGUACGGGCUCCGUGUUGAUCUCCUUCGGGGCGGUCCUGGGCAAAACCAGUCCCGUCCAGCUCUUGGUGAUGGCGCUGUUCGAGGUCACUCUGUUUGCGGUGAAUGAGUUCAUUCUGCUCUCCGCCCUGGGGGCCAAGGAUGCAGGCGGCUCAAUGACCAUCCACACCUUCGGGGCCUACUUUGGACUGAUAGUGGCCCGAGUCCUGUACCGACCCAACCUGGACAAAAGCAAACACCGAAACUCCUCGGUGUACCACUCGGACCUCUUCGCCAUGAUCGGUACAAUAUACCUGUGGAUGUUCUGGCCCAGCUUCAACUCGGCCAUCACGGCCCACGGCGACGACCAGCACCGCACGGCCCUGAACACGUACUACUCGCUAGCCGCGUGCACGCUGGCCACUUACGGCAUGUCCGCCCUCACCGCGCACGACGGAAAGCUGGACAUGGUCCACAUCCAAAACGCGGCCCUGGCUGGCGGCGUUGCUGCAGGCACCGCGGGUGAAAUGAUGCUCACGCCCUUCGGAUCCAUGAUUGUCGGCUUCCUGGCUGGAAUUAUCUCCGUGCUUGGAUUCAAGUAUCUCUCGCCCAUCCUGGAGGAGAAGCUGAAGAUCCAGGACACGUGCGGCGUCCACAACCUGCACGGCAUGCCCGGCAUCCUCGGCGCCGUGGUGGGGGCCGUCACCGCCGCCCUGGCCUCCUCGGAAACCUACGGAGACGGCAUGGCCGACGUGUUCCCGGACGUGGCGAGCGGCGACGUGGAGGCGUCCUUCCAGGGCGUCCGGCAGGCCAUCUCCUUGGCGGUGACCCUGGGCAUGGCCAUCCUGGGGGGGCUCAUCGUCGGCUUCAUCAUGAAGUUGCCAGUGUUUGGUGCACCCCCUGACACUCUCUGCUACGAGGACAGCAUCUACUGGGAGGUUCCCGGGGCCGAGGAAGGCCAUGAGGACCAAUUGACAACUGUCAUAUCUGCAGAGACGGAGAAACUCAACGGCUAAACAAACCCGUACACGCACACACACACACACA
Messenger RNA from Syngnathoides biaculeatus (alligator pipefish), 1588 nucleotides. RefSeq names its product Rh family B glycoprotein (gene rhbg). Gene Ontology annotation, molecular function: ammonium channel activity. Gene Ontology annotation, biological process: ammonium homeostasis; ammonium transmembrane transport. The record is from RefSeq and is a predicted model, not a curated record. The transcript has 12 exons. Gene Ontology annotation, cellular component: plasma membrane. The coding region runs from base 310 to 1557 and encodes 415 amino acids. NCBI's taxonomy places the organism in Eukaryota, Metazoa, Chordata, Actinopteri, Syngnathiformes, Syngnathidae.